AUGACUGACAAGGAUUCUGAAGUAAAACGAGGAAGAUUUACGAGAAAAAGUUCAGGACUGACUGGUGAUAUAUCACGAAAUUAUCGCAAGCACGGCCGUAAAGGAAAGAAACGUCUACAUACUAGCAGUAAAGUCGGUACCAAUGAUGUUGAAAGAUUUAACAAUACAGCAGCGCUUUUGCGUUGCUCGGGACUUCUUCAAAUCACAAAGAGUAUUUCUCAGCUCGUAAAUGAUAACCAGAAAUUACAAACUGAGAUUGACAAACUACAACAAGAAACGACCGAUCAUAGCCGGCAGUUGAGGAAGCAACUUCAGAAAAAACUCGAAGCGGAGAACGAGACGAGUGGGUCGUGCAAUCCGGAUGGCCACAAGCUACUCACGAAACUUUCGCAGUCUUUGCUUCAAUGGGACUAAAGAACUUUGCAUUUUUUAAAAUUAGUAUCUUCCUAAAGUUAUCCUGUGAAUGGAACCUCGUAUGGCAUCGUCAGCGUACGUCAAUCAAAGACGGAGAACUUCGCAAAGCUCUGAUCAGAAACUACAUCGCGAAGUAAUACAGUCUCAAGUGUUCAUAAGAAAUAUAGUUUAACUUUUUUAUAAUAACUAUUCUACUAUACAUUAUUUGUUGUUCGGGAUGGGAGUUAAUUCCCUUUUACUCCUGCGCGUGCCUAUGGAUACUUCGUCAGGGUUUAACACAUGCAUGCCACCGGUAGAAUAGAUCAAUUUGGAGGACACAGCAUCGUUUUUUGUUUGCCUGAGAGCAGGAAACUUUGCAAAUGAUAUUAACCAAAUACAAACGGAAAAGACAAACGAGACGAGGCAGGGGUGAGGCGGAGCGGAGGGGAGGGGGAGGCGGGAAGUCGUCAGCUUUUCGUUUAGCAUCGUAGCCUGUGUACAGACGUCCCCCACUCCCUCAGAAAAAAAUCGGUUUUCCUGAGGGAGGGGGGACGUCUGUACACAGGCCUUAACAUCGACGACGGCGACGGCAGCAAAAACGUCACUUUUAAAAUGAGUUUGCGUUUUUUCAAACUUUGUCGCCUUUAUUCCUGUUCACCGAAAAAGUCAAAUGUAAGCGUAUUUCCUUUGAGUUGAUUUCUUGGGGAGGCCCAACUCAAGUUUAAACAGACAAAGACAAAUUCGUCCUCCCUUGUUUACGUCCUCCAACAUGAAAUUAGGUAUUUUCACGUCAUAGUCGUGCAGUGAUGGCAAAGAAAUGUACAAAAGAGCGUGUUGUGCAGAAUUGUUGUUUCGCUGAUCUAAACCUAUUGCUUUUUCGAAGUUCUCGUUGCCGUCGCCGUCGAGCGGCCCCUGGUAUAUGCUAAUAUCAAGGUUAAACAUUUGUAAAUGUGGCAGUAAGUUAUUCAAGGUGUAGAGUGAAGGUUAUGAAGCGAAUGACUCGAUGAUAUUCAAAGUAAUAAAAAUUAUCACUGUUGAUUCCGCUUUUUUUUGUAUCUUGACGUAAGUUUUCCAUGUUCCAAGUUAUGCAAGGUUGCCACAGAUGGCGCCAUACUGCAGAGCCUUCGUUAAUACUUGAUCAUUCGAGGUGCUGGCCAAAAGGAUUCCUAAUUAUUGUAGUCCAAGAAAAAUAAAAUUACAAAUCCCCGUCUAGCAUUUCACCCUUUAGACUAAAUUUAAAGCAAAACAACUAUUAUUUGUUAUUGGUAAAGCUGGAAUGAAUAAAAACCUUACGACUUUACUUUCAACACCAAAUAUUCUACAAUCCUCCC
Molecule: messenger RNA, 1724 nt
Organism: Porites lobata
Lineage: Eukaryota; Metazoa; Cnidaria; Anthozoa; Scleractinia; Poritidae
Source: the annotation of a GenBank genome assembly